UGGGUAGUCCAUGAGCGAGCGGGUAGCGCAUCGGGCUGCUCUGCUGAUGGAACAGCGUUCGAAAUCAACCCUUGGACCAACUUGCGUCACUGAGUAUGUGGAAAUGUGUACAUACGCGCCGCUCUUCCACGAAGCUAUUUCACGCCUACAUGGGUCGAUGUACACGCGGGACUCCGUAGGAACCGUUGUUUGAAGAAAAUCUUUGACGCCGACUAGGAGCACUGAGUUUGUGCCACUCGGCCUCUGCUGGUCUUCAAUGAACCUCUUCGAUGCCAACUUCGGUCGCUGGGUGUUGGCGGCCCUUCUGAGCGGACCACUUCCACUGCAUGGCUGCGACUCAGCGGCUACGUGCGUGGACCAGACCUACGAGCCUAUGCAUCACGGGAAUCAUCGGUGGCGCUGCGACUGCGCAUCAACGACAAUCGACGAGGAUGUGUUCAAUGAGCUGACUGCACAAACUCUGACAAGUGCCAGGUGUCCGGUGAUUAAGGUGCCUUACGUUCCACAAGUAACAGCGUAUUGCUCUUUCUCGACAACUGUGACGUAACAUCACGUGGGUCGCCGAGCUCCCUUAACAGACUGAGCGACAUGUUCGGCAAUAGUAUCGGCAACAUGUUCAGCAACCACUUCUGCUUUGCUCUACAGAUCUCUAAGCGAAGGACAGGUUCCGAACGGAUGGAGGAUGGCCAGAGUUCAGCCAGUUCAUAAAAACGCCCCAUCCAUGCUGACAGUGGGCAGACGGGAAGCUGCUGCCAAAGUCCACGCUAUAAGGAAGUAGAAAACAGUAGCAUUGACAGAGAAACCUUGCUUGGUGAUGAGCUCGCUUGUGGUUCCCCUGGAUCCACAGAAGGUCCCGCUUCACAGCAGCCAAUGUUGCCUGCACCACCAAGCCACAUCGACAGCAAUGCGACAACAGCUGCUAACUUUACACACUUGAAUGAUGGCACUUUCCACUUUGCCAAGGAAGUUGUCGUCAGGGCUGAGGCGGCUUUCAAAAUAAUGCGAAACGUCAAACUGACACUUGUGGUGAAAGACACCGCUGAAGCUGUAUGGGGAAACGAUGUUCUCGAGAAGAAGAGCGUCACAUGCAUGGUAGCACCACGCAAAAAAUGCCUGGGUGAAUUGGCUAAAGAGCCACUGACACCUGAGAAGGUUGCUGUUGUUGCAGCCACACUGAAGCACUGGCGUGCAGUAAAGAAUAUGGAUGUAGAACCCACAGUACAGAACAUGGGCCGCCUGCUGUCGGAGAAGAUUCAAGACGUUUUGAAGUCAAAGCGCCGGCUCAAACUGUAA
Messenger RNA from Dermacentor albipictus, 1293 nucleotides. Lineage: Eukaryota; Metazoa; Arthropoda; Arachnida; Ixodida; Ixodidae. The record is from RefSeq and is a predicted model, not a curated record.